Brachypodium distachyon (stiff brome) is the source of this 1501-nucleotide messenger RNA. Its product is annotated as E3 ubiquitin-protein ligase At1g63170. The coding region runs from base 83 to 1207 and encodes 374 amino acids. The record is from RefSeq and is a predicted model, not a curated record. NCBI's taxonomy places the organism in Eukaryota, Viridiplantae, Streptophyta, Magnoliopsida, Poales, Poaceae. The transcript has 5 exons.
ACCCCUCUUUCAUUUCGGGCCGGGGGGAGAAGGUCGUCAGAAAGAAGCACAACCUUCUCCCGAUCUCGCCAGGGUUUCUGCGAUGGCAACUCCACGAUCCCCCAGCUCCCGCGGCGACGCCCUCCUUGACUCGGCGCCGCUACUCGGUGGCGGGACGCGGCGUCGCGGCGUGCUGCGCCGUCCAUCCCUCCGUGGGACCGCGCGGCUGCUGCGGCAGGGCGGUCGGCGGGCGAUGCGAGAGCCAUCCCUGCUUGUGCGGGAGACCGCCGCGGAGCAGCUGGAGGAGCGGCAGGCCGACUGGGCCUACUCCCGCCCGGUGGUGGCGCUCGACCUCCUCUGGAACCUCGCCUUCAUCCUCGUCUCAGCCGUCGUGCUCGUGUUCAGCAGCGACGAGAACCCGUCUGUGCCGCUCCGUAUUUGGAUCGCCGGGUAUGCCGUUCAGUGCGUCCUGCACAUCGUCUGCGUCGCCAUCGAGUAUCGUUUUCGCCACCGCCAGCGUGGCGGGCCCUCUAUGGCGGCCGACGAGGAGAGAGGUACUGAUGGAUCGUCCUCGUCCACCGACGAAGAUGCCGGCGUGAGCAUUCCCCAUGGUCGCAUUGGCAACUAUGUGCGUAUUGCAAAACACCUGGAGUCUGGUAAUACAAUGUUUUCCUUUAUAUGGUGGAUAAUUGGAUUUUACUGGGUAUCUGCUGGUGGAGAAGUUCUUACCCGCGAUGCACCUCAACUCUACUGGCUUUGCAUCGUCUUUCUGGCAUUUGAUGUUUUCUUUGUCGUCUUCUGUGUUGCUUUGGCUUGCAUCAUUGGUAUUGCUGUUUGUUGCUGCCUCCCUUGUAUCAUAGCAAUUUUAUAUGCAGUAUCAGAUCAGGAAGGAGCAUCUGAAGAUGACAUUCGUCAAAUUCCGAGAUACAAAUUUCGGACGAUGGACGAGACUGAAAAGAAUUCUGUCAGCUUGACUGGUUCUUCUGGGGGCAUAAUGAUAGAAUGUGGCACCAACCAACCUAUUGAGAAAGUACUUGCAGCUGAAGAUGCGGAGUGCUGCAUUUGCCUUUCAGCGUAUGAUGAUGGUGUAGACCUGCGUGAACUACCUUGUGGUCACCAUUUCCACUGUGCCUGCAUCGAUAAGUGGCUUCAUAUCAACGCGACCUGUCCUCUGUGUAAACUAAAUGUCCGAAAAAACAGCAGCAGCAGUGGUAGUGAAGAAGUAUAAAUCUGUAUUCAUCAAUAUUCAGUUCUCUUUGCUACCAUGGUAAGUUAUUUCGCGACAUUGGUACGUUUUUGUAUCUAUAUAUGUCUAUAGUUGUAAAUAUAUAUUGAAGUACUCAAAUUGUGAUGUGUAUGUGUUAAAACUGUUCGUCUUGUAGAUGCCCGAUAGUGGAACUAUGCAAAGACUCAAGUUUGCCCACUUGCUUUGUGACCGUGUAGUUGUGUUUUAGAAUUGUUCGGUUGACUUAUCGGAUCUGUUCAUUUUUUGUGUGAGGAAAAUAACUAUAUUCAUUAACCA